This is a messenger RNA of Neoarius graeffei (lesser salmon catfish), 7701 nucleotides long. Its product is annotated as xylosyl- and glucuronyltransferase LARGE1. The transcript has 16 exons. Gene Ontology annotation, molecular function: glucuronosyltransferase activity; xylosyltransferase activity. The record is from RefSeq and is a predicted model, not a curated record. Bases 257 to 2518 code for a protein of 753 amino acids. Lineage: Eukaryota; Metazoa; Chordata; Actinopteri; Siluriformes; Ariidae. Gene Ontology annotation, biological process: protein O-linked glycosylation via mannose.
UUCAGUUCACAAGCCUGGACCAAUCUGCCUGGAAGUGAAGGAUCUGUGGAAGUACAACGCAAAAUCACUGCAGUCGGGGAUGUUUCUGCGCGCAGCUGAUGGAUGAUGAGUGGUGUUAUUCCCCAACACUGCUUUUUAUUCCCAACUCGAAGAUAGCGCGUUGUUUAAUGACAGUGCCAUGCACCAGCUGGUGAACCUCUACUACCUACACAGAGGUCUGUCAGCCUCCUGAACACCUCCUCUCUGGCUCCAGAGGAUGCUGGGAAUGUGUCGUGGGCGCAGGAAGUUCCUGGCUGCAUCUGUCGCCUUGCUUUUUAUUCCAGCGCUCACUUGGCUCUAUCUAUCUACUGUGAACAUCACAGUGAAACCACUGCCUCUGUCCCCACUGGAGCCUCAGUCCUCCACGCUGGCCCUGGAGCUACGGGUUCGAGAGGUCGAGGAGGAAAACCGGGCGCUCAGAAAAGAGAUUAGCCAGCUGCCCAGGAGUCCUACCCACGGCAACCAGCAUUCCCCUCACCAUGGCAGCAGACACCAUGGCAACCAGUCCCAGCUUCACUCUACUGAGGAGGGCACCGGUGAUAUUGAAACUCGGAAAGCUCUCUCGAAAGUCAACGGCUCCAGCUGUGUCCAGCAACCUGCUGUAGAUAAAUGUGAGACUAUUCAUGUCGCCAUCGUGUGCGCGGGGUACAACGCAAGCCGAGAUGUGGUGACGCUGGUCAAGUCUGUGCUUUUUCAUCGACGGAACCCCCUUCACUUCCACUUCAUCACAGACUCCAUCGCCAAACAGAUCCUGGCGUCCCUCUUCCACACCUGGAUGGUGCCAGCUGUCCGAGUGGACUUUUAUGACGCUGACGAAUUGAAGUCUGAGGUGUCGUGGAUCCCCAACAAACAUUACUCGGGUAUCUACGGCCUGAUGAAGCUGGUUCUGACUAAAACACUGCCAUCAGACCUGCAGAAAGUCAUCGUUCUCGAUACCGACAUCACCUUCGCCACAGACAUCGCUGAGCUGUGGGCUGUCUUUCACAAAUUCAGAGGUCAGCAGGUUCUUGGGUUGGUGGAGAAUCAGAGUGACUGGUAUUUGGGGAACCUGUGGAAGAACCAUCGACCGUGGCCUGCUCUAGGUCGAGGCUUCAACACUGGUGUGAUUCUCCUGCUGUUGGAUCGUUUGAGGAAGCUCAGAUGGGAGCAGAUGUGGAGACUGACGGCAGAGAGAGAGCUGAUGAGCAUGCUGUCGACAUCACUAGCAGAUCAGGACAUCUUUAACGCUGUGAUCAAACAGAACCCCUUCCUGGUGCACCAGCUGCCCUGCUUCUGGAACGUCCAGCUGUCUGAUCACACACGCUCGGAGAAGUGCUACAGAGAUGUGUCUGACCUCAAGGUGAUCCACUGGAACUCUCCUAAGAAGCUGCGGGUGAAGAAUAAGCAUGUGGAGUUUUUCAGGAACCUUUAUCUGACCUUCCUGGAGUACGACGGCAACCUGCUCAGGAGGGAGCUCUUCGGCUGUCCAAGCGAAACUGACCACAAUAGUGAGAAUCUCCAGAAGACUCUGUUGGAGCUUGAUGAGGACGAUCCGUGUUAUGAGUUCAGACGAGAGCGUUUCACUGUGCACCGUACACAUCUCUACUUCCUGCACUAUGAGUAUGAACCCAGUGCAGACCAGACCGAUGUUACACUCGUGGCCCAGCUGUCCAUGGACAGGCUGCAGAUGUUAGAGGCCAUCUGUAAACACUGGGAAGGACCAAUCAGUCUGGCUCUCUACCUGUCUGAUGCUGAGGCCCAGCAGUUCCUGCGCUAUGCUCAGGGUUCUGAAGUGCUCAUGAGCAGAAGCAAUGUGGGAUACCAUAUCGUCUACAAAGAGGGCCAGUUCUACCCCGUCAACCUGCUGCGCAAUGUUGCCAUGAAACAGGUCAACACACCCUACAUGUUCCUGUCUGACAUUGACUUCCUGCCCAUGUAUGGACUCUACGAAUACCUCAGGAAAUCUGUUGUACAGCUGGAUAUGGCACACACUAAAAAGGCUCUGGUGGUGCCUGCAUUUGAGACACUGCGCUACCGGCUGUCAUUUCCCAAAUCCAAGGCUGAGCUUCUGUCCCAGCUGGAUAUGGGCACUCUCUUCACCUUCAGGUAUCAUGUUUGGACAAAAGGUCAUGCUCCUACUAACUUUGCGAAAUGGCGGACAGCCACGAUGCCAUACAGAGUGCAGUGGGAGGCCGACUUUGAGCCUUAUGUGAUGGUGAGGAGGGACAGUCCAGAAUAUGACCGCAGGUUUGUGGGAUUCGGCUGGAACAAAGUGGCUCACAUUAUGGAGUUGGAUGCACAGGAAUACGAGUUUGUGGUCCUGCCCAACGCCUAUAUGAUCCACAUGCCUCACGCGCCAAGCUUUGAUAUCACCAAGUUCCGCUCCAAUAAACAAUACCGGGCUUGCCUCAAGACUCUGAAAGAAGAGUUUCAGCAGAACAUGUCACGCCGCUACGGAUUUGCUGCCCUCAAAUACAUGACCGCAGACAACAACAGCUAGCAGUGUCACCUUAUCUUUUUCCCUUUUCAGAUUAGAGAUCACAUAGGAAAGCAGUGCACUGGGUAAGCAGUAAUGCACCCAACAGUGUAACAAUGGACACUCGGUGUAAGUCAGAGGAGUGUGUUCUUCCAUUCUGUCAUUCAGGAAGCUGCAAUGAUGACCAUUUUGUCACUGCUUUGUUAAGAACAAUAGUGUGCUAUCUGUUGGAUGGCAGGCAUGGCGUUGAUCUGGAGGAAUUCAAGCCACCCAGCGUCCCUGAUUGAUCUGCUCCAGGAACAGGAAUUGAGAUGUUAUUAAACACUGGACAAGCGGGGGAAAAAAACCAACAAACAUACGGGAUGAUGUGUGUUCCAGUAAGCUGGACAUGACAGAAUAUGAGCAGAGGAAAUGCCACUGUAGAGACGGACAGUGUGGUUUGUUGGACUACAUCUACUGAUACUGCUUUCAGUCAUGAUGUUUAGCAGGACCAGAUCUCAUACGAAUGACACGUUAGCUCUAAACGUAAGCAGCGUAGAACCUGAGAAAAGGAUCUCCAGUCUUUUUUUGUCAGGAUGGUGAUUAGAGAGAUAAAGUUGAGCUCAGAUGGGCUAAAGACCACACCCAAUACGGAGGAACUCUUGUGAUGAUGGACAAUGUCAGGCUAUCAGCGUUGACAAUCCAGACACAGAUGAAAGCCCCAGAUCGUGUAUGUGUAAAUCUGAGUUCCUUUUUUCAGUAUUUUACUGUAUGACUUCAUAUUUCUCUGCUCACUCUGAUUUUAAUGUUUUGGUGUCACUGUUCUAUGGAAGUACCACAUUUACAUUUCUCGCAGCUAACAGAAAUGCACUAACUCCAAGUUUGAGUCAAAAGGUUUGGAAACCUGGGGGGGUUAAGUCAAGUUUAUUUAUAUAGUGCUUUUAACAAGAGACAUUGUCGCAAAGCAGCUUUACAGAAUUUGAAUGACUUUAAACAUGAGCCAAUUUUAUCCCCAGCGAGCAAGCCCGUGGCGACGGCGGCAAGGAAGAAACUCCCUCAGACGACACGAGGAAGAAACCCAGAGAGGAACCAGACCCAAAAGGGAACCCAUCCCCAUCUGGGUUAACAACAGAAGUGUUGUUAAAACAUCAUACACACAGUGUCAUUUACGAUGUGAGGCAACUGCCAGUGCCAGGAUAUGAUGGACAAAUAAUUGUUCAGUAUUUGCCAGGGCGAGUUUGCACUUUUCUCCUCUAACCCUAAGAUUAAGGUCUUGGUAUCUUAUUACGUGAUGUGGAAAUUCCUUCAUUUAUGGUGUGUUUGAAUGAAAGAAAUCCUAAUUUACACAACUGCAAAUGUGAGAUAUUAAGAAUAAUAAUGGAAUUGACUAUGAAAAUGGACGUUUGAAUUGAACAAAUUCUAGCCCCAUUCUUCUUAGCGGAUACGGAAUUUUUUUUUUUUUUAUUGAUGUUUUAUUGGUUUAGACCAGGGGUCACCAAACUACGGCCCGCAGGCCAGAUCCGGCCCGCCACCCCCCUUUGACCGGCCCCCCAGCCCCUCUGCCCCCCAUCACCUGAACCGGCCUUAUGAGGCAAUCCCCAAAAGUGGUCAUGGCCUAUUUUUUUAAAUUGCUUUUUGGCAAAUAACAACAUGUCUGCAUCUUGUAUUUUGUUGAUUUUAUCAAUUAAAAUUGAUAUUUAGUUAUAAAAUGAACUAUUCAUAUUUUCAGAAUUUUCGUCAUAUGCUCGCGAUCAAGCAGUGACAGGCAGCGCACGCGCAGAGAACUGUCAGUGUUCAGGACAGCAAAAUGGCUAGCGGUAAGCGAAAAGCUGACAGAGAGUGCAGAGUUUUUAAAGAACAGUGGACCACCGAUUAUUUUUUCGUUCAGUGUAAGGACCGUGUAGUUUAUCUUGUAUGUAAAGAAAGUGUGCCGGUUUUCAAAGAAUAUAAUCUGCGUCGUCACUACGAAACCCGCCACAAAGAGUAUGCUAGUUUGCGAGGGCAAACAAGAGAAGACAGGAUUCGGAGGAUGAAAUGCGGACUGGCUGCACAACAGAAUGUAUUCCUUCACCAAACCCAGAUCCACCAGGCUGCUGUCCGAGCUCGCUAUAAGGUAGCUCACCUACUAGCUACCCAUGGAAAGCCGUUUACUGAUGGGGACUUUGUUAAAGUAUGCAUGCUUGCUGUGGCCGAGGAGGCGUGUCCCGACAAGAAGGAUGCGCUCAACGCGGUGAGUCUCUCCGCACCUACUAUGACCAGGCGAACCGAAGAUUUGGGGGACAACGUGUAUGACCAGCUGAAUGAGAAAGCGUCAGAAUUCGAGUUUUUUGCUUUGGCCAUGGAUGAGAGCAAUGACGUGCAGGACACAGCACAACUGCUGUGAUCUAUUGAUCUAUUGCUCAUAUUAUUAUAAUUUCACUGUUUUUUAAAAUGUAUUUAUUUUAUAGGCCUAUUUAUUUGACCUUUAUUAAGUGCUGCAUACUAUUAUUAUUUAUAUUAUUAAUAAUAUCAACAGGCCUACCUACAAUUUAUAAUUUUCCACUCACCUUUGCCAGUGUCAAUCACUUCAAAUGGGCAGAUGUUUCUUACCUUGACAGCUUUGAUAUUAUUUUUAUUAGAAAAUAAAUAAAUGGAAUAUCAGUGGUAUUUCAAAUUAAAACAAAGUGUGAAGACUUGAUUACUACUUUUGCAAACCACUAGUAAAGAUAAACAUGUGCCAGGAAUCAAGUGUUGAUAUAGUAGUGUGGAUAUAGUAGUGGGGAUGGCCGUGCCAGGCUAGUAAUCUCUACUACACAAUGAGGCCUGCUGGUGCUCAUAUUUGUCUGGGUCAUACAAUUCUAUGUGAUAUAGCUGACCCGACCCGGCCCCCCAUCACAGUCAGGAACGACAAUGUGGCCCCCAGAGAAAAAAGUUUGGUGACCCCUGGUUUAGACCCUGGUCAGACUACAGCUCGCAAUGGGUUUGUGAAUAGUCAAGUCAAGUUUAUUUGUAUAGCGCUUUUAACAAUAAACAUUGUCACAAAGCAGCGUUACAGAAUUUGAACGACUUAAAAUAUGCGCUAAUUUUAUCCCUAAUCUAUCCCCAAUGAGCACGCCUGUGGCGACGGUGGCAAGGAAAAACUCCCUCAGACGACAUGAGGGAAUACUUGAUGAAAAAUUGGUAGCAUGGCCACCAAUCAUGCGACGCAUGGCGAAUGUUCUCCAAGCUUCGCGAGUUGUUUUUUCAUGCGUCUCCGCCUCGUGAGUGGCCAAAAACGUUGCGAAAAAUUUCAGUGCGUGCAUUGAAAUUUGGUGGCGAUGUUUUUGUCGGUGAACUAAGUGGCAAAGACUCACAGAUGGGUUUGGGAAUACUUCCCGAAGCUCAGGGAAACAUCGCCACCAAACGGCGCCUCAUUUUCAUCAAUAACUCAUCGCAAAGCAUCGUGAGCUGUAGUAGUUCCUGUUCUCACUUGUAUUUAUGUUCCUUGUAGAUAAAGUGAAAUGGUUCGACAUGGCUGACUUUUUCCACUGUUGAAAUGUUUUUGAAUGCAUCUGUGAUAACUGGCACAGGAGAGGGGGGAGGGAAAAAAUUAGCAUUUUUUAAAAUUACUUUAUAAUUAACAUUAUUUGUACAGUGUGAGAUUUGAGACUUCACUCUAUACCACAGGCCUAUUCAAAUAGCAGCCCGGGGGCGAAAUUGGCCCGAUUGAAAUUUAAUCCGGCCCGCGGCAGAUUUUUUAAAGCAAAACAAAAAACGUAUCUACGUAUCUGCCGCGGUGCACAGUUUUCUCUACCGCUCUGGCACAGACCAGAGUACAGGUCGUCUCCAUGGUGGCAAACACUCAUUCUCGCCUAUUCUCGCGAUGUGACACUCCAUGCAGCUCCAGCAGUGGCAACAUGGCCCUGUCCAAGCAACAUCGCAAAGUUGACAGAGAAAAACAUAAAUUUCAAAGCGAAUGGACUGAAAAGUACUUAUUUACUUUGCCAACUACGGCAAGCGAUAGACCUGUGUGUUUAUUGUGCAACGAAUCUGUAGCUGUGGCCAAAGAGUACAACGUGAAGAGACAUUUUACAACAAAACAUGCUUCAUUUUCUGAGCAAUACCGAGAGGGCUCCGAGAAGAGACGAAGGAGAAUAGACAGACUGGUAACUUCUUUUGAACAAAGUCAGCGUGCAAUUGGUGGCUUUUGCACAGAACAAGAGAGAGCUUUUAUUGCAUCUCUACGAGUGGCGUGGAUACUGACAAGAAAAAAAAAAAAAAGACCUUUCACCGAGUCGGAAACUAUUAAAGACUGCAUGCUGGCGGUUGCUGACAAAAUGAUUGUUGACCAAAAAAUGAAAGACAACAUCUCAUCUCAUCAUCAUCUGUAGCCGCUUUAUCCUGUUCUACAGGGUCGCAAGCAAGCUGGAGCCUAUCCCAGCUGACUACGGGCGAAAGGCGGGGUACACCCUGGACAAGUCGCCAGGUCAUCACAGGGCUGACACAUAGACACAGACAACCAUUCACACUCACAUUCACACCUACAGUCAAUUUAGAGUCACCAGUUAACCUAACCUGCAUGUCUUUGGACUGUGGGGGAAACCGGAGCACCCGGAGGAAACCCACGCGGACACGGGGAGAACAUGCAAACUCCACACAGAAAGGUUGUGGGCUCGAACCCAGAACCUUCUUGUUGUGAGGUGACAGUGCUAACCACUUACACCACCGUGCCGCCCUGAAAGACAACAUGUCCUCAUUUAUUAAAAAAAAGUACCAUUUUUCAUUUUAUUUCAUAUAUUAUGUACCUUAGUAUAGUAUAUUUUAAUUGCCUUUAGCUGAUAUCAAUUUUAUGUCAAUUGUCUGUCUGGCCCUCACAAAUUUUGUAAUUUUCUAGUUUGGCCCCCCUGCAAAUGUAUUUGAAUAGCCCUGCUAUACCGGUUUCAUCUCUCUUGUUUAAGGUCAACAUUUUUCGGCCAUAAUUCUGUGUGUGUGUGGGGGGGGGGUUUCUGGGAGAAGAUGACUCAUGGCAUAAUUUUGAGUGAACAGUAGGAGUAUGCUGUGGUGUUAAAAGCACCCAUGCAGAAUAUGUGAAGGUUGACAGGUCUGAGGUAGGAGCAUGGCUGCUGAAAAAAGUAAUCAAACUUUGUGUGUACUUCAGUUUUUAACGUGUGCAGACAGGGUUGGGGAGCGUGCGCGUGUGUGUGACUAAACCUAUGUAUCCGAGAGUGACAGAUUUUCUGCUACCUGAAUAAAAUAAAUCUGGAAAAGAA